AUGGGCCGCAGACUCGGGCUGCUCCGGGCCAUCUACCUGGUGUCCGCCAGUUGCAUGGGCUCCUUUGCCUUUGCCUUUGACACUGGCGUGAUUAGCGGCGUCCUCACCCUCGACUCCUUCAAACGCGACUUUGGAUACUCGGACGCCCAACAAACCACCGUCAACUCCAAUGCCGUCUCCAUCCUGCAAGCCGGCGCCUUCUUCGGCUGCUUCUUCACCAUGCCCAUCGCCUCUCGCUUCGGUCGCCGCAUGGGCCUGAUCAUCAGCUCGCUCGUCUUCACCGUCGGCACCAUCCUCCAGGUCAUCAACUCAGGCACCCUGGCCACCUUCUACGUCGGGCGGGUCGUCGCCGGCCUGGGCAUCGGCGCCGCAACGGUGCUGAUCCCCAUGUACGCCGCCGAGAUGUCGCCCAAGGAGUUCCGCGGGCGCCUCGGCGCCUGCUUCCAGCUGUUCUUCGCGCUGGGCGUCAUGGUCGCCUACUGGACGACGUUUGGUGUGUCCGAGACGCAACCCGACGCCACGAGGCAGUGGCAGAUCCCGCUGGGGCUGCAGCUGCUGCCGUCAACGCUGCUGCUGGUCGGCAUGUGCACGGUGAAAGAGAGCGCGCGCUGGCUCGCCGCCAAAGGGAAGAAGGACAAGGCCUGGGAGUCGCUGCGGUGGGUGCGCGGCGGCGACGACAGCCCCGAGCUGCAGGCCGAGUUCGACGAGAUCCUCGCCGGCAUCGAGGAGGAAGCCCGUGUCAAGGACAGCUUCACCUGGCGCGAGCUGCUCAUCCCCGUCAACCGCUACCGCAUCUUCAUCGCCAUCACCAUCCAGCUGGCCGCCCAGCUGACCGGCAACACAUCGCUGGCGUACUACGCCACCCAGAUCUUCGAGUCGGUCGGCGCCGGGUCUGAGGCUAAGCUUGUGACGGGGUUUUUUGGCCUGGUCAAGGUCGUCGGCGUGUGCGUUUUUCAGCUGUUCGUCAUGGACCGCAUCGGUCGCCGCGUGCCGUUCAUGGCGGGUGCGGCCGCCAUGGGCUCGUUUAUGCUCAUCAUCGCCUGCGUCAUGGCCACCCAUCCCGUCACCCAGGGCGGGGCGUCCGCUCACGGAACGUCAUCGGCGGGCAUCGCCAUGAUCCUCAUGGUCUACUGCGAGGCGUUCUGCUUCAACAUGUCGUGGGGUCCGCUGCCGUGGCUGUAUGUGGGCGAGAUCUUCUCGAGUCGCACGCGAGAGGUUGGUGUUGCGACGGGCGCGGCGUCGCAGUGGAUCUUCAAUUUUAUGAUGUCUCAGGUGACGCCGCAUGCAAUCAAGAGCAUCGGAUGGCGGAUGUUCCUGAUGUUUGCGAUUUUCAACUAUGCGGUGGUGGUGUAUUCGUGGUUCUUCCUGAAAGAGACUUCCAAGCACUCGCUGGAAGAGAUGCAGGCGGUCUUUGGCGGCGACGAAAGCCAUCACAAGGAGGUCGAGGCCGAAACGGGGAAGAUGGCCGAGGUUGAAAACGCCGCGGAGCGUGCUCGCUAA
This is a messenger RNA of Aspergillus terreus NIH2624, 1500 nucleotides long. Its product is annotated as putative MFS sugar transporter. The coding region runs from base 1 to 1500 and encodes 499 amino acids. Gene Ontology annotation, molecular function: carbohydrate:proton symporter activity. The record is from RefSeq and is a predicted model, not a curated record. Lineage: Eukaryota; Fungi; Ascomycota; Eurotiomycetes; Eurotiales; Aspergillaceae. The transcript has 3 exons. Gene Ontology annotation, cellular component: membrane. Gene Ontology annotation, biological process: transmembrane transport; carbohydrate transport.